ACCGCUCAUAGUCUCCACUCGUUCAUCAAUUAACCGCUAAAUCUUCAGUCAGGCGAUAGACGAGCGAAAUGGGCGCUCUCAAAGCCGUGGCGCUCAUCACAGGAGGUGAUCAUUCCAACGUCAAAGGCUCCAUUCAGUUCGUCCAAGAUUCAAAUGGGGCGACCCAUGUUAAUGGUAGAUUAAGUGGGCUAUCUCCUGGACUCCAUGGCUUCCAUAUCCACGCUCUUGGCGAUACCACAAAUGGCUGCAACUCCACUGGGCCUCAUUUUAAUCCAUUGAAGAAGAACCAUGGAGCUCCUGGGGAUUCAGAACGUCACGCUGGAGAUCUGGGGAACAUCUAUGUAGGCCCUGAUGGGGUUGCUGAAGUUUCCAUUACCGAUAGGCUGAUUUCACUUAAGGGACCUCAUUCGAUACUUGGACGGGCUGUUGUUGUGCAUGCUGAUCCCGAUGAUCUUGGCAAGGGCGGGCAUGAACUCAGCAAGACGACGGGAAACGCUGGUGCAAGAAUCGGAUGCGUUUUUGGAAGUUUUGCUUGAUUGUUGAGCAGGCAUUAUUGGGAUCCAAUCCUCUGUUUAAAGGUUGGCUGUGCUGGAACCCUCUCUCUCUCUCUCUCUCUGUUUCUUUCCUUUUUGUUCUGUACAAAUAAAUAAGCAUCACUCAUGGCUUUAUAAAACUUCUAAUUCCUUCUUUUACAUCUUCAAGUUAUUACGAGUUAGGUAUGUGAAAAUAGGCCGAGUUUGAGUUUUAUGGCUGGAAAUGUUCAAUUCGUCGUUCAAGUAAGAAUCGUAUUAUAAUAUUGUCGACGAGACUAGUUAUUCACUAAAUGACAUGAUAAUUUUUGGGUA
Cucurbita maxima (winter squash) is the source of this 845-nucleotide messenger RNA. RefSeq names its product superoxide dismutase [Cu-Zn] 2-like. Gene Ontology annotation, molecular function: copper ion binding; superoxide dismutase activity. Lineage: Eukaryota; Viridiplantae; Streptophyta; Magnoliopsida; Cucurbitales; Cucurbitaceae. The transcript has 7 exons. Gene Ontology annotation, biological process: removal of superoxide radicals. The record is from RefSeq and is a predicted model, not a curated record. The coding region runs from base 69 to 536 and encodes 155 amino acids.